This is a messenger RNA of Acanthoscelides obtectus, 1206 nucleotides long. Lineage: Eukaryota; Metazoa; Arthropoda; Insecta; Coleoptera; Chrysomelidae. The record is from the annotation of a GenBank genome assembly.
AUGGUUGCGUUUAUUUACUUCACCGCUAUCUUAUUCACAGUUACUGCAAGUGAUAUCUAUGAUGUGACUAAAUUCGGUGCAGACCAUACUGGAAGCAAACCAUGUACUGAAGCCAUCCAGAGAGCCAUCAACGAAGCUGCAAGGAACUAUGGAGGUAUUGUCUAUUUCCCUCAUGGACAGUACUUGAGUGGGGCCGUUGAAUUGAAGUCCAAUAUUACCCUGGACUUUGCUGAUAAAGUCGUACUCAGAUUUCUGGAUGAUCCCAAGGAGUACCCACCACUGGAGGAAACGAUUCCUAAUGGUAAUAAGAUCACCCUGCCAUUCACACCACUGAUCAGAGCUUUUGGGCACAGUAACAUUACUAUUAGGGGAAAUGCCAUGCUAGAUGGUCAUGGAGAGACCUGGUGGGCAAGAAUGCCUCCGCCAAGUACGAGACCAGUGUUUCUGCAAAUAUUCUGGGUUCGAAACCUACUUCUAGAAGACAUCACUGUGAAGAGUAGUCCCAUGUAUAACGUUAAUCUGAAAAACUGUGAUGAUGUAGUGAUUAAAAGAAUUAAGAUAAGGAACCCUGCAAACUACGUAGAUCCAGGACCGAACACUGAUGGUAUAAACAUCAACUCUUGUAAGCGAGUGCACAUAACAGGUGUCAAUAUUAGUACGGGAGACGACUGCAUAGCACUAGAUUCUAAUAUUGAACGUAACACCAGAAUUCCGACAGUAGACGUACUCAUAGAAAAUAGCCACAUGUAUGCCGGACAUGGAGGAGUCAGCAUAGGAAGUGUCACAGCUGGAGGAUUAAGGAACGUAACAGUAAGGAACUGCAUCUUCAAUGGCACUAAUAGAGGAUUGUUUAUAAAGUCAAGAAGAGGUAGAGGCGGUUUAGUUGAAGACAUUAGCUAUCAUGACAUUACGAUGGUUGAUCUUAGAAAAGAAGGUAUAGCAAUUGCAACGAUUUACAACGGAAGUGACGCGGGUCUUCACAAUAGAGAUUUUCACUGGGAACCGGUUAAUGAAAGAACUCCGUUCAUUAGGAAUAUUGAGUUCAAGAAUAUCCAAGGAGACUCAGUGCUCAACCCCAUUUUCAUUGUUGGUUUACCUGAGUCAUCGAUCAAGAAUAUUACCUUUGCAAAUGUGCAGAUCAAAUCUAAGUUUGACAUUUUCUUAAAUAAUACAAAGAAUAUUGUAAUUAAUGGCAAUGUGCAUUAA